CAGAAAGAACAUUUUGAAUUGUUCAAAAAUGCCUUUGAUUUUAAGCAGAUAGUUGAUGACGUUUGGAUAAACAAUUUUUGUUUACCAAUCUGCUUUGCGGCCCUUGCCAAGCCCAAUAAGAUCUAUGCGUAAUGGCGACAGUCAGGUGGUAAUUGGAGAGUGGUAUUGAAAACCUAUCUCCGAGAGGCUCCAAUCCUAGAAUUUUUUAAAAAAUAUAGUGCCGUCAAAGACAUCAUUUGUUCCUCUACAACAACUUGAGCUUUAUUUUUCAAUUUAAAAGAACACAAUUGAGCAUCUCAACUGGUAUAUCAGAUCUGAUUUCCUAAAAGUUAAUUUGGUAAUGGAAUUGGUUCUACUGUAAUUCCAAAAAGGUUGCUUCGUUUUCCAAUUUAUUGCUUUGAUGAAGUUUUGCUUUUUUUUUCUGGCUCUGGCAGUACUACCACUUUCUCUUUCAUCUACAACUGUGGCCGCCAGAUGGACAAGCGUGAGUCGGCGGCCUGUCAAACCGACUUUGCAUUUUCUAAGGAUAUUGAUCUAUAAGAUUUUCGCCCUUUGGAGGAACAGGGCAGGAAAAGCACAUUGGCCUUAAUAAUUCUAUUCUUCCUAGUCCAUAACAGGUUUGUUUACUUCUCAUGGGAUUCGAGCGUGACCAGCUAUCAUAAAAAAACGAGAAGAAAAACAAGUUCUCCUUCAAUUGAUCUCAUUCUCAAGUGAAUUUGAGUUGUCAUGAAGCUCGCGUCAGUUGCUUUGUGUUUGUACUUGCAGUGUUAACGUGUUAGAGGAAUAUCGGAACGACUUAGAAAAAAACUAGCAUCAAGGUUAUGUUUGUGCACUGCAGUCCAAAUGUCAAUUGAUUUUCGUUCUAUCGCCCUGUUUUGUAUCUGUUGGAAGCCCAGUCAUUUCAACCCGGAAACCUUUUAGCAGACAGUUUGUAUCACCGUGGGGUCGGUAUUUCACUCGACGGUGAUAAAGCGGGUAUCUGGGUGAACUUCAUCACGAAGAUUACAGAAAAUUACAAAUCCGUCAUAUUACAAUAGUACCGUUCGUCUAGAUAUUAACAUCGUUCUAUCUGGUGGCUCUCAACAAAAAUGGAAAACGAAUCCGAAAAAAAAUUUUUCCGUCUAAAACAUAUAAUUCCAAGAAAUUUGUCAGCGGCUUCCGUGAGUGCAAGUGCCAUUCAACCGGUGAACAAGCAAACUGCUUCGGUUAAUGCCCCGGAGGAAUUUGUCUUCAAAAUGACUUACGGGAACGUAGCAGCCAAAAUCUGGGGCCCUCCUGACGGACACCCUGUUUUUGCGAUUCAUGGCUGGCUGGAUAACGCCGGUAGCUUUGAUGCCCUGAUUCCUUUAUUACCGCCGAACCUACGAAUAGUUGCUGUCGACACCGCUGGUCAUGGAUUCAGCGACCCUUUUCCUCCUGACAUAGCCUAUAAUUUCAUUGACAGCGCACUAGCCAUCGAACGGCUAGCUAGGCAUUUCAAAUGGGAGAAAUUUUCGAUAAUAGGACACAGUUUAGGCGGUGCGAUGGGCAUGCUUUUCGCGGGAACCUUUCCAGAAAAAGUAGACAAGCUUGUAUGUCUCGACGUAGUCCGCGUCAUUCCCACGAAAACCGAAACGAUCGAUCUCAGGUUGCGUAAAGCAGUUAAUAAAUUGCUCAAGUUGGAAAACGCCAUACUGGCAGGCCCAGAAAAACCUAUGAGCUACGAAGUGGCUGUCGACAAAUGCGUUACAGGCACAUUUGGAUCGCUUGAUAAGAAAGCCUGUGAUAUUCUCUUUAAACGAGGACUAAGAAAGGUUGCAGAAGACGGAUACGUUUUUAGUCGAGACAGAAGACUUCUGGCUGCCCCCCUGUCGUUCAUCGCCAAAGAACAUCAACUUUUCUUAGCUCACAAAGUUACGGCCGAUGUUUUGGUAAUCAAGUUUUCUGAGGGACCUUAUUUUGAGGCUCCGGAGGACUACGAGGAACAUAUUGAAGCGCUGAAAACCAAAUCAAAACGUGUUCAAUACGUCCAAGUGGAGGGCAUGCAUCACACCCACCUUACAAAACCCGCGUCCGUCGCUCCUAUUAUUUCCGACUUUUUCAAGGGUCUUUAAAUGUUUAUAUUAUUGUUACAUUAUACAUACCAAAAACCAUUUAUUAUGUUUCAAUUCGACACACCUUAGCGAAUGGAAAAAUUUGUCGUUGACUUGGUUCUUAUUUCGAAAUACAUUUUAUGGGUCACAUAACAA
Daphnia magna is the source of this 2228-nucleotide messenger RNA. Its product is annotated as probable serine hydrolase. The record is from RefSeq and is a predicted model, not a curated record. Bases 1089 to 2093 code for a protein of 334 amino acids. The transcript is spliced from 6 exons. Lineage: Eukaryota; Metazoa; Arthropoda; Branchiopoda; Diplostraca; Daphniidae.